Messenger RNA from Salvelinus fontinalis (brook trout), 9060 nucleotides. RefSeq names its product C-terminal-binding protein 1-like. The record is from RefSeq and is a predicted model, not a curated record. Gene Ontology annotation, molecular function: transcription corepressor activity; oxidoreductase activity, acting on the CH-OH group of donors, NAD or NADP as acceptor; NAD binding. Lineage: Eukaryota; Metazoa; Chordata; Actinopteri; Salmoniformes; Salmonidae. The coding region runs from base 259 to 1593 and encodes 444 amino acids. The transcript has 11 exons.
CAGAUUUCAUGGCGAUCGGGAGAGAGGGAAGACCACCGACGCACGCAAACUGUCCAGACACCUCAACACGACUGAAAGACAUUUCUUGGGUGAGAUCUGAACAGACGUGAGUCGCAGACAGAACAGACACUGAGUGGAUUCUCCUGCUGGUGUUGCUCAGUGGGUAGUAGUGGUUUCUCGUGCUGGUGUUCUGUUGAAGGGGCUCCUUAGUGCUCUGUGCUGUUGUUUUGCUGUGUCCUGGGUUAGGACUGCCAGCCUAUGGCUCUAAUGGAUAAGCACAAAGUCAAGCGGCAGAGACUUGACCGCAUCUGUGAGGGCAUCCGCCCCCCCAUCUUGAACGGGCCCAUGCACCCUCGGCCCCUGGUGGCCCUGCUGGACGGGCGAGACUGCACCAUAGAGAUGCCCAUCCUGAAAGACGUGGCCACUGUGGCCUUCUGUGAUGCCCAGUCCACCCAGGAGAUCCAUGAGAAGGUGUUGAACGAGGCGGUGGGGGCUCUGCUCUACCACACCAUCACUCUCUCUAGAGACGACCUGGACAAGUUCAAAGGCCUCCGAGUCAUCGUCAGGAUCGGCAGCGGCUUUGACAACGUCGACAUCAAAGCCGCAGCUGAGCUUGGCAUCGCGGUGUGUAACGUGCCGGCGUCGUCGGUGGAGGAGACGGCCGACACAUCCUUAUGUCUGAUCCUAAACCUGUACCGUCGGGUCACCUGGAUGCAUCAGGCCCUGAGGGAGGGCACCAGGGCCUCCAGCGUGGAGCAGAUCAGGGAGGUAGCCGGCGACGCUGCCCGCAUCCGGGGGGAGACGCUGGGCAUCAUCGGCCUGGGUCGUGUGGGCCAGGCGGUGGCUCUGCGGGCCAAGGCGUUUGGUUUCGGGGUGAUCUUCUACGACCCCUACCUGCCUGAUGGUGUGGAGCGCUCUCUGGGUCUGCAGAGGAUGGCUACCCUCCAGGACCUGCUCAUUCACUCUGACUGUGUUUCUCUACACUGUAGCCUCAACGAACACAACCACCACCUCAUCAAUGACUUCACCAUCAAACAGAUGCGUCAGGGAGCGUUCCUGGUGAACUCUGCGCGGGGGGGUCUGGUGGAUGAGAAGGCUCUGGCUCAGGCCCUGAAGGAAGGACGUAUACGAGGAGCUGCGCUGGACGUCCACGAGACAGAGCCCUUCAGUUUCUCCCAGGGCCCUCUGAAAGAUGCUCCCAACCUCAUCUGUACCCCCCACACCUCCUGGUAUAGUGAGCAGGCCUCCAUCGAGGCCAGAGAGGAGGCAGCCAGGGAGGUGCGCCGGGCCAUCACUGGUCGUAUUCCAGACAGUCUGAAGAACUGUGUGAAUAAGGAGUAUCUGAUGGCAGCGUCACAGUGGCCCAGUAUGGAGGUUGCGACAGUCCACCCCGAACUCAACAUAGCCUCAGCAUACAGGUUUCCUGCAGGUCUGAUCAGCGUGGCAGCAGGGGGUUUGACAGGGGCAGGUGCAGGGGUAGAGGCUCUGGCCCUGGCUCACGCCAUCACCCCUGUGUCCCAUCCCCCCCACGCCCCAUCGCCAGGGCAACCCAGCAAGGCUGAGGCAGACAGAGACAUCUCCUCUGACCAAUAGCACCCCAACAUUCCUUCAUCACCCCUGGAAACCAACAACCCACCCCCUCCCACCAUUUUCAUUACCACCGACCUCAGGCAGAUUGACACUGGGGUUCCGGUUUGAUCCGGUUUCAGCUGGAUCCUUCAAAACAAAGUACCAGUCCAGGAGUGACCCGCCCGUCCACAACAUGCCCCCUCUCCCUCUCCGGAACCCCUUCCUCGGACCUCCCUCAACCCCUCCCCCUUACCUCCAUAUCCCUCCACACCAACACACCUUCAGCAAUAACUCUCUUCUCAAGGAUUCAAUAAUUGGAUUGGUAUAUUUCUUGAGUUGUAUUUUUUGGGGGGGUGAAAGCAACACAUUUUUUUGCUGUUGAUCUGUUAUGAUUGUAGGUGUUUUUGUUUUGAGUAGCAUUUCUGCAGUGAGGCUGGACUGUGAGGCUAGCUGUUUUCUCCCUGGUUGUUUUGAUCAGUGAGAGAGGAGUGAAGGUUUGGCCCAUCUCUCUCUCUCUGACAUCUCUCUCUCUCUCUGACAUCUCUCUCUCUCUCUCUGACAUCUCUCUCUCUCUCUGACAUCUCUCUCUCUCUCUCUGACAUCUCUCUCUCUCUAGCGUCUAUCUCUCUCUGACGUCUCUAUCUCUCUCUGACGUCUCUAUCUCUCUCUGACGUCUCUCUCUCUCUCUGACGUCUCUCUCUCUCUCUGACGUCUCUCUCUCUCUCUGACGUCUCUCUCUCUCUCUGACGUCUCUCUCUCUCUCUGACGUCUCUCUCUCUCUCUGACGUCUCUCUCUCUGACGUCUCUCUCUGACGUCUCUCUCUCUCUGACGUCUCUCUCUCUCUGACGUCUCUCUCUCUCUGACGUCUCUCUCUCUCUGACGUCUCUCUCUCUCUGACGUCUCUCUCUCUCUGACGUCUCUCUCUCUCUGACGUCUCUCUCUCUCUGACGUCUCUCUCUCUCUGACGUCUCUCUCUCUCUGACGUCUCUCUCUCUCUGACGUCUCUCUCUCUCUGACGUCUCUCUCUCUCUGACGUCUCUCUCUCUCUCUGACGUCUCUCUCUCUCUCUGACGUCUCUCUCUCUCUCUGACGUCUCUCUCUCUCUCUGACGUCUCUCUCUCUCUCUGACGUCUCUCUCUCUCUCUGACGUCUCUCUCUCUCUCUCUGACGUCUCUCUCUCUCUCUGACGUCUCUUUCUCUCUGACGUCUCUUUCUCUCUGACGUCUCUUUCUCUCUGACGUCUCUCUCUCUCUCUGACGUCUCUUUCUCUCUGACGUCUCUUUCUCGCUCUUUGACAUCUCUCUCUCUGACGUCUCUCUCUCUCUCUGACGUCUCUUUCUCUCUGACGUCUCUUUCUCGCUCUUUGACAUUUACAUUUACAUUUAAGUCAUUUAGCAGACGCUCUUAUCCAGAGCGACUUACAAAUUGGUGCAUUCACCUUACAUCUCUCUCUCUGUCAUUUUCUCUCUCUGACAUCUCGCUCUCUCUCUCUGACAUCUCUCUCUCUCUGACAUCUCUCUCUCUCUGACAUCUCUCUCUCUCUGACAUCUCUCUCUCUCUGACAUCUCUCUCUCUCUGACAUCUCUCUCUCUCUGACAUCUCUCUCUCUGACAUCUCUCUCUCUCUCUCUGACAUCUCUCUCUCUCUCUAGCGUCUAUCUCUCUCUGACGUCUCUAUCUCUCUCUGACGUCUCUAUCUCUCUCUGACGUCUCUAUCUCUCUCUGACGUCUCUCUCUCUCUCUGACGUCUCUCUCUCUCUGACGUCUCUCUCUCUCUGACGUCUCUCUCUCUCUGACGUCUCUCUCUCUCUCUGACGUCUCUCUCUCUCUAGCGUCUCUCUCUCUCUCUGACGUCUCUUUCUCUCUCUCUGACGUCUCUUUCUCUCUGACGUCUCUUUCUCGCUCUUUGACAUCUCUCUCUCUGUCAUUUUCUCGCUCUUUGACAUCUCUCUCUCUGUCAUUUUCUCUCUCUGACAUCUCGCUCUCUCUCUCUGACAUCUCUCUCUCUGACAUCUCUCUCUCUCUGACAUCUCUCUCUCUCUGACAUCUCUCUCUGUCAUUUUCUCUCUCUGUCAUUUUCUCUCUCUGACAUCUCGCUCUCUCUCUGACAUCUCUCUCUCUCUGACAUCUCUCUCUGUCAUUUUCUCUCUCUGUCAUUUUCUCUCUCUGACAUCUCGCUCUCUCUCUCUCUGGUCAUCUCUCUCUCUCUGACAUCUCUCUCUCUCUGACAUCGCUCUCUCUUUGACCUCUCUCUCUCUCUUUGACCUCUCUCUCUCUCUUUGACCUCUCUCUCUCUUUGACCUCUCUCUCUCUCUCUCUGACAUCUCUCUCUCUCUCUCUGACCUCUCUCUCUCUCUCUCUCUCUGACAUUUCUCUCUCUCUCUCUGACAUCUCUCUCUCUCUCUGACCUCUCGCUCUCUCUCUGAUCUCUCUCUCUGACAUCUCUCUCUCUCUCAUUUAAGAAAAUGUGUACAACAAUAAGACAACACGACACCAAGCUUCUAUUGGCCCGAUUCCUAGCCUGAUUUGAGAUAUGUAUCUGAAGACAAGUCAGCUAGCUUUAGCCAAGUUAUCUAAAGCUAGUCAGAUCUGGGACCAGGCUAUCUGUUUCCUUGUCUGUCUGUCUGUUGGCUAGUGUAGGGAUGAAUAAUGUCAGUGUGGAGCUGAAACCUUAACGAAGCAUGUUUAAUCUGUCUCCACUGCCUCUGCUGUGUCAGACCCUUUCUGUAUGUCUCUUCUCCUUAAGAUGGUGAAACCUCUCCUUUGUCAGGCGAUAACUCGCUGUUUUUACGUCCCCUUUUUAUGAUGUAAUGGCCAAGCUCCUUUUUUCCAGCUCCAGUCACUUCCUGUUGAAAGGUCAGAUGGAUGGCGUCCUAUGGACUCUGUAUCAUCACUUUACACAUGGUCUUAUACUCAACAGUUAAGUGAAGCGUUUGUUCUGUAAAGGAAGACCCCUGAAGCGGUGUGGAGCUUCAACAUCAUGUGACAACAGUUUCAUAUCAGUUGGAUAGUGGAUUGGAAUUUCACUUCAUACAAAAAGACUGAAUUAUUGUGUAUGGACAUUUUGUUUUUCAGAGGCACUUAACGCCGAGUACGCACACCCACCCACCCACGCAGAGUGAGCUGAGCCCAGUGGGCAGCCUAGGGAAGGGUUUCCCAACCUCACCCCCCUUCCUCCCCGGGUGCACCUUUUGGUUUUUUGCCAUAGCACUACACAGCUGAUUCAAAUAAUCAAAGCUGGAUGAUGAGAUGGUUAUUUGAAUCAGCUGUGUAGUGCUAGGGAAAACCCUAGCUUAGAGCAGCACAGGUCAGGUGUGUAGGACAGGUUUGGCCAGCAGGGGGGCACUGCCAUGCGAAUGCUUAGUCGGGCUGUGCUCGGAUGGCUACAGUGUGGUUUAGUACCAGCCAGACAGCUAGCUCUGGCGACCCCUGGGUUUUCCUAACACAUCCACACAGCAGUCAGCCAUAGGGCAGGUGAAGUACAUCAAAUACCGCUGACUUCCAAAGACAACAGGGACGGGUGACAAGGCGAGGACUCGCUGUCUUUCUCCCCGACCUCUCUCCUUUAUGCGCAGUCCAUCCCCAACCCCCAACCCCCCCCCCUCUCUUUCUCACCCCAUCCAGCCCCUGCAGAACUCGGCUCUCCACUAGCGCUUUAUCAGCCUGUGUGGAUCCACCCAUCCCUUUAAGAUAGGACCGGCGAUGUAGCCAGCGUGUGGAUUCAACCAUCCCUUUAAGAUAGGACCGGCGAUGUAGCCAGCGUGUGGAUUCAACCAUCCCUUUAAGAUAGGACCGGCGAUGUAGCCAGCGUGUGGAUUCAACCAUCCCUUUAAGAUAGGACCGGCGAUGUAGCCAGCGUGUGGAUUCAACCAUCCCUUUCUAAUAAGACAAAGGGAUUCACCAUUCCCUUUUAAGAACAAGGGUGGAUUGUGUUUAUUCUUCCAUACUCUAGAGUGGCUUUGCGAAGGAGACGGUAUCUAUGUGGAUCCACCCAUGGUUGUAUUGGCAAGUCAUCGUUGUCUUUCUAAAGGAGUAGUCCCUACGAUUAACUCUUAAAGCCGUCGUCUCUCGUCGUAUCAAGGGAAUACCCUUGUAGUACCUCAGUAACAGAUAAUGAAUGUACGUUCAAACCCUUUUCCUUUCCUGUACAGCUUUUCUAGUGACCUCUGCUAUUCCUGGGAGGUGUGUGAAAAUUGUAGCACUGACGACGAUCAAUAAAGACCCCCACUAACUCUGACCAAACUGGAGAGGAUUUCCUUUCAAUCUCUGUCUUCAAAACCAGUUACUCAUCUCUGCGUUUUGAUCUGUUCUACUUCAUUUGUUUCUCUGUGGAAAACGAGCACAAUGCUUUCCCCUGAUUUUUGAUUGGACAUCAGAUUCCGUCUGACAAGUUUCUUCAACCUCCUGUUCUACAGAAUAAUGUAACUUGGAGGAAAAUUCAAAGCGUCAGCUUGACCUGUUAGUUUAUUUUCUAGAAUAUAGAAGUAGAUGCCUUUCUCUUUCCCCUAAUGCUGCUCUAGCUAUUGUGCAUGUAAGAUAUUUUUGGAGGGUAAAUGAUAUUAGCUUAAAGAUUGUUAUGUUGUUGUCCACCCUUUGCUUCCCAGUGCUUUACCCUUAACCCAAGUUGCCACUUUGUGGUGGUCAGUAACCAGUGAUGUACAGUUUUCCCCUACCUACCAGAGUCUGAGGACAUGGGAGUGUGCCUGUGUCCAAACAUUAUAGGCUCCUGUCUCAUGUAAUUUUAUAUAUAUAUAUAUAUAUUUAUAUAUAUAUAUAUAUAUAUAUUUUAAUAUCCCCAAUAGUUUGAAUUAUGAGCGUAAAUUGUGAUCUUACAUUGCCGUUGAUGAUAUUGAUGACAUAUUUGGGUUGUAUUCAGUUCAGCACUCACUGUGUUGUUGAAACCAUUCGUUUUCUUUGUUUUGUAAUCUAUCUCUGGGUUCUACAUGUUGUACUGAAACAUUUCAGAAACAAACAAAAAAAAUCCCUUUUGAAACGUUUUGUGAAAUGUUUUUUGUCCUAGCCACUCUGCCGUACGUAGCGUAGCUGUCCUAUCCAGCCGGAAACCUCCGGGCCUUAACUCUCCCUAUAAAGUAGCUGUAGAGUUACCAUGGAAACACUUACUGCCUUAAUCACAGUUGACCACAGUAGGUGAGGUAGGAGACACAGUCAGAAGUCACACUAACAACUAACACUUUACAGUCUGUAUUCAAUCAAUACUGGUGAAAGAGUUUGCUGGAUUAUUCAAAAGUAACUGAAAAAAGCACAUUUGAAUUGAUAUGCAGUUGUCUUUUAGUUUGAAACAGCAAAUUAUUUGUUGAGUACAUCAAUUAAAAUAUGCAUUAUUUCAGUGCAGAAUAAAAAAUGUCUGGCUUAACCAUGCAACCAGGUUGACCGUUUUGAUUGAAUAUGCCCUACAUGUAACCCAGCAGCUACAGACUGAAGGGAAGUCCACCUGAUAUUUCACUCGGGUGUGAGAAUGUUACCCCUCUGAAAGGGUCUUUCAUGGCCAGCCCCGAGCCACACCAAACACUGGUGUGGUCUGGCAGACAUGCAGCAAAUGAUGGACAGAAUUGGUCACUUUAAUCUCUCAGGGUUCAAAUACAAACAUACCCUCCUGCACACUCUCUCGCUCCAUCCGUUUCGUGUUCCCACCCUCCUGCACUCUCUCCAUCCGUUUCGUGUUCCCACCCUCCUGCACUCUCUCCAUCCGUUUCAUGUUCCCACCCUCCUGCACUCUCUCCAUCCGUUUCAUGUUCCCACCCUCCUGCACUCUCCAUCCGUUUCGUGUUCCCACCCUCCUGCACUCUCCAUCCGUUUCAUGUUCCCACCCUCCUGCACUCUCUCCAUCCGUUUCAUGUACCCACCCUCCUGCACUCUCCAUCCGUUUCAUGUUCCCACCCUCCUGCACUCUCUCCAUCCGUUUCAUGUUCCCACCCUCCUGCACUCUCUCCAUCCGUUUCAUGUUCCCACCCUCCUGCACUCUCCAUCCGUUUCAUGUUCCCACCCUCCUGCACUCUCUCCAUCCGUUUCAUGUUCCCACCCUCCUGCACUCUCCAUCCGUUUCAUGUUCCCACCCUCCUGCACUCUCUCCAUCCGUUUCAUGUUCCCACCCUCCUGCACUCUCUCCAUCCAUUUCAUGUUCCCACCCUCCUGCACUCUCUCCAUCCGUUUCAUGUUCCCACCCUCCUGCACUCUCUCCACCCGUUUCGUGUUCCACCCUCCUGCACUCUCUCCAUCCGUUUUGUGUUCCACCCUCCUGCACUCUCUCCAUCCGUUUCGUGUUCCCACCCUCCUGCACUCUCCAUCCGUUUCAUGUUCCCACCCUCCUGCACUCUCCAUCCGUUUCAUGUUCCCACCCUCCUGCACUCUCCGUUUCAUGUUCCCACCCUCCUGCACUCUCUCCAUCCGUUUCAUGUUCCCACCCUCCUGCACUCUCCAUCCGUUUCAUGUUCCCACCCUCCUGCACUCUCCAUCCGUUUCGUGUUCCACCCUCCUGCGCUCUCUCCAUCCGUUUCGUGUUCCACCCUCCUGCUCUCUCCAUCCGUUUCGUGUUCCACCCUCCUGCUCUCUCCAUCCGUUUCAUGUUCCCACCCUCCUGCACUCUCUCCAUCCGUUUCAUGUUCCCACCCUCCUGCACUCUCUCCAUCCGUUUCAUGUUCCCACCCUCCUGCACUCUCCGUUUCAUGUUCCCACCCUCCUGCACUCUCCGUUUCAUGUUCCCACCCUCCUGCACUCUCCGUUUCAUGUUCCCACCCUCCUGCACUCUCUCCAUCCGUUUCAUGUUCCCACCCUCCUGCACUCUCCAUCCGUUUCGUGUUCCCACCCUCCUGCACUCUCCAUCCGUUUCGUGUUCCACCCUCCUGCACUCUCCAUCCGUUCCGUGUUCCACCCUCCUGCGCUCUCUCCAUCCGUUUCGUGUUCCACCCUCCUGCUCUCUCCAUCCGUUUCGUGUUCCACCCUCCUGCACUCUCCAUCCGUUUCAUGUUCCCACCCUCCUGCACUCUCUCCAUCCGUUUCAUGUUCCACCCUCCUGCACUCUCCAUCCGUUUCAUGUUCCACCCUCCUGCACUCUCUCCAUCCGUUUCGUGUUCCACCCUCCUACAGUCUCGUGUUCUUCCCUCUGUGCACUGUGAGUGCUGUAUUUGGUUUUACUGUCUGUUCUGUUCUUUGGCACUGACAUCUAACCUUCAUCUAAUAAUGAAUGAAUGAAUGUUUUAAAUGAGCUGUGUGUAAUGGUGAAAUUUGGGAAAUGUAUUUUUACAACAUGUGAACAUGAUUCCUUUUUGGGGGCGUCUUUCACUCACUCUUGUCGUGAAUUAAUUGAUUUUCUUUCACCAGACUGCAAAAUCCAUUAAAAAAUAGAAAAGCAGUCUCCUGUAACUAGGCUCUUAAGCUUUAUUUUUGUUUUGUUUACUUUUUUUAUUAGAAACAAUCAUGUUUGUUUCCGAUGGUAAACUCCACACCGUAUUUUAAUAAAAUCCCAAAAAUUAA